UAUGUUUAUUUGUGCUUAACCGUUUCUGUCUUUCUGAAGUCGCUCGCUUUCGGGAUCGUCAUCCACCUCUCCAUUUCCCGUUUCCGCCGCCCCUUCACGCCACUUCUCGGCGGCGGUCCCACCGGACGAACUCCGAAUUGACCAACGGAAGAAUCGAUCGGGAGGAGAGGAGAAAAGACCAGGAUGGGUAACGUGAACGGGAGGUACGAGAUCGAGGACGACAACUCCUUCGGCAGAUCGAGACCCGACGCGGACGACAGUUCCGUCGACGUCUGCGGCACUAGAUCCGUGGACUCAGUCGAUGAAUGUCCUCCAGAGAGCCCUGGACGAUCCCGAACUCCCCUCAUGUUUGCCCCCCAGAUUCCUGUACCUCCCUUGCAAAGCUCUGAUAAUCUAUACAAUGAACAUCACCUAUGGAUGAAAGAGCCUGAUCAGUCUUCUGAAGUCUACCUUGAAAAGGGUAUUCCUACAUUGUUCACGUGGAAUUAUGGAGGAAAUGUUGUCUUAGUAGAGGGAUCAUGGGAUAACUGGGCUUCAAGGAAGCCAAUGCAGAGAUCAGGCAAGGACCACACGCUCUUAAUGAAUCUCCCAUCUGGAGUUUACCAGUACAAGUUCCUCGUUGAUGGACAAUAUAAAUGUAUUCCGGAUCUUCCUCAUAUUACCGAUGAGAUGGGAAAUGCAACCAAUGUUCUUGAUGUCCAUGAUUAUGUUCCCGAAAAUGUGGAGAGCAUAUCGGAAUUCAACUCUCCACCAUCACCUGGCUCCAGUUAUAGUUUGUCCUUGCCCAGAGAUAAGGAUUUUGCCAAGGAGCCACCAGUUGUCCCAUCACAGUUACACCUAACAACACUAGGAAUGCCGGAUACUGAUGAAUCCUCACUCAAGCCCCAGCACGUCAUCCUCAACCACCUCUUUAUCGAGAAAUGUUCACCUUCCCAGUCAAUGGUAGCCCUUGGCCUGACGCACAGAUUUCAGUCCAAGUAUGUAACUGUCGUCCUAUAUAAACCAACCAAAAGAUGACAGUGCAUUUCUUGCUGCUCUCAAAAGCUGGUAAAAGUUGCAUGGAACUUGGCUGGAUAUCAAUUGAUACCAUAUAUAUUCUCAAUUGUCAGGUACCUCCUGCUGCAACUUCUGCAUAGCCUUGCUCUCAUUUUUCUUUUUCGGAUUUGAAUCGCCACUUGCCAUUUCUCUUCAAUGAGUUGUUUCUUUCCAGAGUGAUUGAGGUUAGUCAUCAAUGUGUAAAGACAAAAUUACGUCAUUUUUAGAUUCUCUUUUGUUAUUUAUUUUUGCAUUGUGAAAAAAAUACAAGAUUUCUGUUGUAUUCAUCUAAUUGAUAUAUGUGAUUCAAGUCCAGAUCAGGGUUGUUAA
Molecule: messenger RNA, 1365 nt
Organism: Zingiber officinale
Lineage: Eukaryota; Viridiplantae; Streptophyta; Magnoliopsida; Zingiberales; Zingiberaceae
Product: SNF1-related protein kinase regulatory subunit beta-1-like
Exons: 4
Coding region: 184-1017 (277 amino acids)
Molecular function (GO): protein binding
Source: RefSeq, a predicted model, not a curated record